Molecule: messenger RNA, 804 nt
Organism: Sus scrofa (pig)
Lineage: Eukaryota; Metazoa; Chordata; Mammalia; Artiodactyla; Suidae
Source: RefSeq, a predicted model, not a curated record
UUCUCAUAGGCUAUCCAGAUUAUGAUUGGCAUCUUUAGUGUUUUCAUGUGGUAUCUCCUGUUGAUUUUGUAUAUGGGACAAAUUAAAGGAGUCUUUGGGACAUACGAACCUAUAAGUUACAAAGCAGGAUGUGCUUUAUGGGGUGUUAUUUUUGUCGUGUCAGGAAUUUCCAUAAUAAGAGCAACAAGGCAUCCAUCUCAACGCCUGCUUGUAUGUGCUAUGAUCAUGAACAUCUUAUGCAUGAUUGCUGCAAUUAUAGCAGUGGUUCUAACAAUAUUGGAGUUGUCUUCUUUUCAUUCUGUAUCAUAUAGAAAUUAUGGACAAGCGAAACUUGGGAGAGAAAUUUCACGUGUUUUACUGGGCUUCUACCCCUUGGAAUUGGGUAUCUCAUUCACAUACACAAUCUUCAGCUGUGUUGGUUUGCCAGGGAAUCAGGAGUGCCCCGAUUGUGAUGCCAAAAGCCGUCAGAGGAUGAUGCCAACACAGGCAGCAAAGGGUUUGUCUAUGUCAACUCCCUUCCCCAACAUCUCUUUCUCUCUCCGUGUCCCGGGACCUGCAGAAUCCGCAGGGCUUCGAGGACCCCACCACGCAGGUGUUCCCACGGGGCUCCUGGUGCAGCCGCCCCGGAAGCGGCGCUCUUGGCUGCAGUUGCAGCGGUGGAACCGCGUGGGGGGUGAUGAGGGGCACCACCAAAGAAGCAGCGCCCACUCGGCAAGUGCUGCCACCAGGACUUCUGGGGCAGAAAAGGCCCGAACUAAGGGCGCACCCGAGAGAGCCCACCACUCUAGCCCUGUGAUGAAGUAA